AUGGCUACGUACGGAACUCAAAUGCACGAUAUCCCCAUUCGACUUAUUGGGGACGAGACUGCUUUCGAGAGAGCCGUAGAGGCCAUAUAUCCCAAUGGUGUCACGUUUAUGUAUCGUAGAACAGUUAACACGACUUCACCAUGGCCGGUCUGUAACGUUCAAGCGAAUGCAAGCACUGGACCUGCUGAUCUCGUAAAACAUCUCCAGGAUGCUGAGGUUAUCAUGAAAGAGUGA
Fusarium proliferatum ET1 is the source of this 234-nucleotide messenger RNA. RefSeq lists its product as uncharacterized. The record is from RefSeq and is a predicted model, not a curated record. The coding region runs from base 1 to 234 and encodes 77 amino acids. NCBI's taxonomy places the organism in Eukaryota, Fungi, Ascomycota, Sordariomycetes, Hypocreales, Nectriaceae. The transcript has a single exon.